This is a messenger RNA of Drosophila grimshawi, 1927 nucleotides long. It is a transcript of the gene Klc, whose product is annotated as kinesin light chain. The transcript has 6 exons. Gene Ontology annotation, biological process: microtubule-based movement. The record is from RefSeq and is a predicted model, not a curated record. Gene Ontology annotation, cellular component: kinesin complex; membrane-bounded organelle; cytoplasm. Gene Ontology annotation, molecular function: kinesin binding. Lineage: Eukaryota; Metazoa; Arthropoda; Insecta; Diptera; Drosophilidae. The coding region runs from base 70 to 1596 and encodes 508 amino acids.
AAUAAUCAGUAUCUUUUUAAUCAUUAUAAAUUGUGUUUCUGCAUACAGAAAAUAGAGCAAAUCGGCAAAAUGACGCAAAUGUCGCAAGACGAAAUAAUAAGCAAUACAAAAACUGUGUUGCAGGGCUUGGAAGCUUUGCGCGUUGAACAUGUUUCCAUCAUAAACGGUAUAUCUGAGGUUCAGAAGGACAAUGAAAAAUCGGAUAUAUUGCGAAAGAAUAUUGAAAAUAUUGAGCUUGGCCUGAGUGAGGCCCAAGUGAUGAUGGCACUUACAUCACACUUGCAAAAUAUCGAGGCUGAGAAGCAGAAGCUCAAGACACAAGUGCGCCGUCUUCACCAGGAGAAUGCUUGGCUACGAGAUGAACUUGCUAAUACACAACAGAAGUUCCAAGCAUCGGAACAGUUGGUCGCACAGCUGGAGGAGGAGAAAAAACAUCUUGAAUUUAUGGCGUCCGUUCGAAAGUAUGAUGACAAUCAGGAGCAAGAUGAAACCUCGGAAAAGGCCCGACAUGAUCCAGUGGUUGAGCUAUUUCCAGAUGAAGACAAUGAGGACAGACACAAUAUGUCGCCGACGCCUCCCAGCCAGUUUGCUAAUCAAACAUCAGGCUAUGAAAUUCCAGCUCGAUUGCGAACACUUCACAAUCUUGUUAUUCAAUAUGCAUCACAGGGCAGAUAUGAAGUUGCCGUUCCGCUUUGCAAGCAAGCCCUUGAAGAUCUUGAAAAGACUAGUGGUCACGAUCAUCCAGACGUUGCUACCAUGUUAAACAUUUUGGCACUGGUUUAUCGCGAUCAAAAUAAAUACAAGGAGGCUGCAAAUUUGUUGAACGAUGCUUUGUCAAUUCGAGGAAAGACACUUGGAGAAAAUCAUCCGGCCGUUGCUGCUACUUUGAACAAUUUAGCGGUUCUUUAUGGCAAACGUGGCAAAUACAAGGAUGCCGAACCACUGUGCAAGCGUGCUUUAGAGAUACGUGAAAAGGUUCUUGGCAAAGAUCAUCCAGAUGUUGCAAAACAACUGAACAACUUGGCUUUGCUUUGCCAAAACCAAGACAAAUAUGAUGAAGUUGAGAAAUAUUACCAACGUGCACUCGACAUUUACGAAUCGAAACUUGGACCCGAUGAUCCCAAUGUGGCCAAGACGAAAAAUAAUUUGGCCGGUUGCUAUUUGAAGCAGGGCAGGUAUUCAGAAGCUGAAAUCCUCUACAAACAGGUUUUGACAAGAGCCCAUGAGCGUGAAUUUGGAGCAAUUGAUAGCAAAAAUAAACCCAUUUGGCAGGUGGCUGAGGAGCGCGAGGAGCACAAGUACGAUAACCGUGAAAAUACACCAUAUGGAGAGUACGGUGGAUGGCACAAGGCUGCUAAGGUUGAUUCGCCUACAGUUACAACAACAUUGAAGAACCUGGGCGCACUAUAUAGGCGACAGGGCAUGUUUGAAGCUGCCGAAACUCUUGAAGACUGUGCAAUGCGCAGUAAAAAAGAGGCCUACGAUUUAGCUAAACAAACAAAAGUUGCACAACUUCUAACAUCGACCGAGAAGCGCCGGUCAAAACAGAUGAAAGAUGAUAUGGAUUUUUCGGACGAGAAAACCAUUAAACCCUAAAGCACAUUCGUUGUCGUCUGGUCUUUGUGUGCUCCUUAUACAUAAGCUAACUCAAACAUUAACAUUAUUUAUUCAUUCCUUAAUAUUAAUUGGGUCAAUUUUCUCAAUGACGGAGUAAAAUCUUUGAUCAUAUUCUUUUUAAAAUAAAGCUGUUUAUGUUCUAAAACAAAAAAUCCUUUAAAUAUCUUUACAAUAUAUGUUAACCGAGUAUUGAGAGAACUGACUUAAGUGGACUCAAGCAUAAUGUAAUAAAUAGAUCAAGUUUUAUAAUUUGUUAUCUCUACAAAAUAUAGGAACGGCUUUUUAAUAAACAACCAAAUAUAAGUAACGA